CGAAGCUUCUGGUCAGGACUGGAUUGAGAUUGAGAUCUGCUUCAACAAAUCAAAAUUGAAUUGUUUUCUUCUCAAUCUCUCCUUCGCUUCGUUUUCCAAUUUCAGAAAACAAUAAACAAAUACAAAUUGUACAAUCGGUUGUCGUCUUGUUCCUAUUGAGUUUUGUCUUUGUGGCUAAGCAAUCGAAUUUCUCAAAUUCACAAGGGAAACUGAAUCCUGCGUUUUUGCUGGAAGGAAGGAAUAACCUCUCUCAAUGUCUUCCCCUGCAGAAUUCUACAAUUCACUUCCACCUGUAAGCAAGGCUUAUGGGACCCUAUGCGUGCUCUUCACUACUGCAUUCCAAUUUGGAUUGUAUCAUCCUGCAUAUAUUGCAUUGAUAUAUGAGCGAAUAUUCUCACGAUUCGAGGUUUGGAGGCUGAUUACCAACUUCUUUUUCCUUGGCAAGUUCUCUAUUAAUUUUGGGAUUCGCCUUCUAAUGAUAGCAAGAUAUGGAGUCCAACUGGAGAAUGGACCAUUUCAGAGGCGUACAGCAGAUUUCCUGUGGAUGAUGAUAUUUGGAGCUUUCACAUUGUUGGUAUUGUCUGCCAUCCCCUGGUUCUGGUCCCCAUUUUUAGGUGUGUCACUGGUCUUCAUGCUUCUUUAUGUCUGGAGCAGGGAAUUUCCAACUGCUAACAUCAACAUUUAUGGUCUCGUGACACUUAAGGCAUUUUAUUUACCUUGGGCCAUGCUUGUUUUGGAUGUGAUUUUUGGUUCUGAACUGGCACCAGAUCUAUUGGGUAUCAUUGCUGGGCAUCUGUAUUACUUCCUGACUGUGUUGCAUCCACUUUCUACUGGGAAAAACAUACUGAAGACUCCCAUGUGGGUACAUAAACUGGUUGCUAGGUGGGGAGUGGGAGCUCCAACACCUGCUCGCACCCAGCCUGGCCAGCCAGACCAGACUCCUGGUGUGGCCUUCAGAGGGAGGUCGUAUCGAGUUGGUGGAUGAUGCAUGGUUGCUUUCUCAUCCUUUGCACGAUCAGAACAUUCUAUGUCGGAUCAUUUUUCGUUUUUCUGGCGACAUUCCUGAAGGAGGCCACUAACAUGACUCAAUUUGUUGAGUGACAGUGGAAAAGAUCUCAAUUAAUGGGUACUCAGUAGUAGUAGGUUGCGGCACAAGGGUUUUUUCUUUGUUCUAGAGGCAUCUUGAGAAUGUUCACAAGUGUAGAUCAUGAACUUGAAUCAUAGCUUGUCAGUGUGCUCCUCUUUAACUUUUAUACUGUGAAUUGAGUAGUUAAGAUGGGUGAGUGAGAAAUGUAGGACCAUCCCUUUACAUGAGUAGAGCUGCUCCAUCUGGUAACAAUUGGGUAUGUUUCUCUUGUGCUUGAGGAUGCCAAUUUUUCUUCAAAAAAAUAUGCACUUUGGGUUUUUUCAA
Molecule: messenger RNA, 1411 nt
Organism: Diospyros lotus (date-plum)
Lineage: Eukaryota; Viridiplantae; Streptophyta; Magnoliopsida; Ericales; Ebenaceae
Product: derlin-1
Exons: 7
Coding region: 254-985 (243 amino acids)
Biological process (GO): endoplasmic reticulum unfolded protein response
Cellular component (GO): Hrd1p ubiquitin ligase ERAD-L complex; endoplasmic reticulum membrane
Molecular function (GO): ubiquitin-specific protease binding; misfolded protein binding
Source: RefSeq, a predicted model, not a curated record